Messenger RNA from Gymnodraco acuticeps, 2813 nucleotides. RefSeq names its product kit ligand b (gene kitlgb). The transcript has 7 exons. The coding region runs from base 223 to 867 and encodes 214 amino acids. Gene Ontology annotation, cellular component: plasma membrane. Gene Ontology annotation, biological process: cell adhesion; positive regulation of cell population proliferation. The record is from RefSeq and is a predicted model, not a curated record. Lineage: Eukaryota; Metazoa; Chordata; Actinopteri; Perciformes; Bathydraconidae. Gene Ontology annotation, molecular function: stem cell factor receptor binding; cytokine activity.
CACGGUGACUCAGCCUGUAGGCGGCCUCUCCACCGCGUCAGAACACUUCUCCAAUCUGUCUGGAGCGAGAGCAGACUGCAGCCCAUCCUCAAGUUUCACUAGAUGCUCGGACAUCACACACACAUGUACAUAUACACACACACACACAAUGAGCUCUGUCUCUUAACUGGAAACACUUAAUUUCAUGCCUUGGAUUUAAGCAACCACGGAUUCUUGCUCCAUAUGAGGAAGAAAAUCUUGAAAGCACCUUGUCUCCUCUUGAGUCUGUUCACAAGUUUAAAUCUCUGCUCCGGAAAAUUUGGGACGCCGAUUACUGACGAUGUGAGCAAGCUGUCAUUAUUGAAGCAGAAUAUCCCCUCUGAUUAUGAGAUUCCUGUUAGUUACAUUCCCAAAGAAGUGGCUGGCACGUGCUGGGUCGUGUUGAACAUCUAUCCUUUGGAGCAGAGUCUAAGGAAGCUAGCCAACAUGUUUGGCACCAUUUCCUCCAACAAAGAAAACAUAGUCGUCUUCAUUGCGAUGCUGAAGAGUUUACGCUUCACCUUUGACCAUGAGGAGCUCAUCCCCCAGGAAACUGCGAUGCAACUCUUCCAGUGUCACUAUCAGGAAGGGCGCUUGACAUCGGGCCUUUACUUUGACUACAUCAAAGACGUCUUACAUGCGGCCUCCAAAGGAACAUCCGGUUUCUCGUGCAAGCCACCACCAUGCCUUAAUUCACAACAAAUACCAGGUGGUCAGCGGGAGGGUCGUAAGUACAACUGGUCCAACAGAUAUCCACUGCUUCUGGCUCUCAUCCCCUUCACAGCUUGUGUUGUCAUCAUAGUGUGGCUGGUCAAGUCUAGGAAAGCUAUUACCAGUUUGCAACACUGAAAAUAGCCAAAUGGCCCCUUCUGACACGCUCUCAAACUGUGUCUAUCUCCAUCCCACUUCAAACACUCACCCACGCCGCUGACACUCAGCCAGUGGGGGAGGCACAUGAGAGCGGAUGAAGCAUGAUUAAUAGAAAAGGGAAAUCUGCAACACAGAAUAACAACUCACUCUCCAGGUUCUUCUGUUAGUGCCAGGAGCCUUCUGGAUAAACAAGUGUUUUUUCUGACACUGACAUCUGAGUGCACGGACUACGAGAGACGACUCACCUGCUGUGAAAGCGGGUGUGUCACAAAAAUAUUCCCCAAGCACUUCUGGCACUUAACUAUCCAAAGAGGUUUUUGGGAGCAGCGGAAGAACGCCUUACACACUGGCUGGCUGUGAUCCAAAAUGGCUGGUGAAAGUACAUUAGUUGUCUUGUCUUGGCCAGUGUUUAACAGCUUUUUAUUUUUUAUUACUGCCUCAUGUCAAUUCAGGGUGUUGCCAUGCUCCAGUUUUGAGCUAUCUGCGGAGGCUUGAAUCAAACACUUUGUUUGGCAGAAGUCUUUACCUGUUGAGAUGGGACUCCUGUCAUCAAUUUGUUUGCUGUUAGUUUCCGAGACUCACUGCUGUAGAGUAAACAGUCAACACACUGAAUCCUACCUGCUCUACGUCUACUGAAAACAUAUUGGGGGGGUACAUGAUGCACAUGCCUAUCAAUACUGCUUUUUGGUAAAGCAUCAGAGGUAAAAAGGGGAAUCAAAGAGCAGCUUGUCUUGUUGACUUGUUGACUUGAUUCCAAUUUGUCAAAUUACAAACCUGCUAUAGUCACGAACAACAGGCCGAGCACUUUGACAAGCGCUCUGCUUUGUGUAUCAAAGAUCUGACCAGAUGGUAGAUAGCCAUCGCCAGAGGCUCUUUGAAUCCCUUCAUUGUAUUUCAAAGCUGUUGCCCAGUGAUCUAUCGCUGCUGCCCGGGCACAGUCAGUGUGUUUUUAAAGCCUUAUUCACUGAGUCAAUCAUGUUCAGUCAUGAGAACAUGACUUACCCGAAUGUGAGCGCUGUUGUGCUGCAUGUGUCAGAGGGAGGGAGGGAGAGACAGGACAGACAGGACGGGGGAAAGUGAGGGAGAUAGGGAUGGAUAGAUGGACGGUCGGAUGAGCUCAGUGAGAAGCAUAAGGAGGGCUUGUUCUCGCCACAAAAGAACUGGCCGUAGGCUGGAGGAAAUGCCAGUUACAAACGCGACUGAUGUCGGCAGACCCGUAUGAGUCGGCAGGCAAAGAAUCUCCAGACCACAUACGCUUUGUAGCCUCAAAUACAGAGGAUGGUCAGUAUAUCUGAAUGACAGUUUUCUGUACUCGUAUGAUUUACUGCCGAGACACAUCAAUGAAAUAUGGGAAGAUAUACCUUUAUUCAAAAUGUAGUGCAUGAGGUCUACAACAAUUGUUUUUUUCUGGUGACCCAAAUUGCAUACUUUUCUUCUUUUUUUUUUAUUCGGUGGUGCAUUUGUAUUGUAUGAGAUGUUUAAGUUAUUUUGUUACUAGUAAAAAAAUAUUUAAUGAUGUUUUUAUUGUAAUUUUGCAAAUGGAAAAUAGACCAAGUAAUGAAUGUAUACAGGGUUUGACAAAAUACUGUGAACAUUCUGGGAAAAACAAUUAUUAUAAGUAACUAAAUGAACAUUAUAAUCUGCUACUGUAAGAAGAUGUAACAGAUUAUAAUGACCAUUUGGCCCGUUUUACUAAAUGUUUACAAUAUUUGUUCUACCCCAAUGUCAGUGUUACUGUAUAUGUAUUUUCUGUGACAAUGUCAAAAAUAUAUAUAUAUUGGUACAUCAUAUUAUUGUUGUCUGCAAAAUAAUGAUGCAUUUUUUUAUUGCCAUAGUUGUUGAUUGCACAAAUGACAAUAGCAUCAAUAAAAUGUGUUGGUGAUUCAAUUUGUAAUAAUUAAACCGCAGGUAUGUUUGUUAUGCAA